CGUACUGUGUGUGUGCGUUCGAUCACGCCACUGGGGAUUCCCCCGCGUGACAAAAACAGCUUUGCCUUUCACAUGUCAGCUCUUCCCCUUCUCGCCUUUCAUUGCUCAUAUGCUCUCCGCCUGGAGCUCACGCAUUUACCGGAUAUUUAGUCGACGGGUAGUCGUUUGUGUGUCGUUUCACUCGUUUUAAACCCGAUUCACCGACUCGUGAGUGAUCUGCCAUGUUUUCGAAACUUUUUAAAACGCGUUAAAUCGGUAAAAAGUGAACGCCUCUUCCUACACAGAGGGCACAGUGUUGUCAGUUAAUGGCAUGAUACGCAGCGGCUCGUUCCUCUGGUUUCACGAAGACGGUGCGGCGGUUAUCACAGGUGUCACCGGGCUGUCCGGUCACAUCACCGAGCACCGAGCGGCUACAGCGCCCGCAGGAAGCCUUUAAAUCCUUGGGGAAGGCGGGAGGGGGAAACCCAGCGAGGCCACCAUCAUCACCACCACCAUCACCACAGCAGCACUACCAUGGCGAGCCAUGACUGUACUAAAGAACACUUGCCGGAGGAUAACCGCACAGACUCAGGCAUUGAGUCGUACCGCUCCAUAGUGAAGUCGGAGGAGCCCCGGGGGCCGAGCAAUGACCUCAGCGGGCCGAGGGACAAGUUCUCCGGCGGGGAGGAAUGGCUGGACUCAGCCUACGGUUCCUCGUCUCUCACGGUAGAGAGCCUGUCGGAUAUAGUCGGGGGCUGCACGAUUUCCAGCAGCAACCAGCAAGUACAGAGCUCUGAACUCUCUGAGCAGGAGCAGGAGCAGGAGGAGAACUUGCUUACAACUAUUACAGAGGAUGGAGACACAAUCCUGCACUUAGCAAUUAUCCACGAAAUAUCACCACUUGCUAAGGAGUUGAUACAGAUAUUCCCAACAGAAGUCCUGGACAUCCAAAAUAAUUUAUAUCAGAGCCCUUUGCACCUCGCCACCUACUUAAACCUGAGAGAGGUGGUGCAGAGUCUGAUGGAGAAACAGGUCAGCAUAGAGCUGCAGGACCAGGACGGGAACACGGCGCUCCACGUGGCCUGCCAGCACGGGCAGUUAGAGUGCGCAACCGAAAUGACCAAAGACGUUUCUCCCAGCAAGUUAGCUCCGAUCCUCGAGACCCAGAACUGGAGAGGUCUUGGCUGUCUUCACUUGGCUGCACUGAACAGGCAACAUGAAAUUAUGAAGCUCCUGAUCAAAAAUGGUGCAGAUCUGAAUAUACAGGAAGGAACCAGCGGCAAAACGCCUCUUCACCUCGCCGUGGAGCUGCAUGACAUCACAUCUGUGAAGCUGCUGCUCGGCAGCCGAGCCAAUGUGGACGCUGCAAUGUUUAAUGGCUGCACACCCCUGCAUCUUGCGGUGGGGAGACAGGACGCCACCAUCGCCACCAUCCUCUGUCAGAAUGGCGCCGACAAAAUGCUGCGAAACAUGGAGGACGAGACGGCGUUGGAUUUGGCUGACGGCAAUGAUGAUAUUCUGGCUCUGUUUCCUUUUGAUGACAUCCAGAUCUCUGGAAGGUCGUUGGUUGGCGUGAAGUUUUGAGCUGAGUCACGGGCUGAACAACAGUCCUCUAAUUGUCUGGAG
Pelmatolapia mariae (spotted tilapia) is the source of this 1605-nucleotide messenger RNA. It is a transcript of the gene nfkbie, whose product is annotated as nuclear factor of kappa light polypeptide gene enhancer in B-cells inhibitor, epsilon. The record is from RefSeq and is a predicted model, not a curated record. The coding region runs from base 514 to 1563 and encodes 349 amino acids. Lineage: Eukaryota; Metazoa; Chordata; Actinopteri; Cichliformes; Cichlidae. Gene Ontology annotation, molecular function: NF-kappaB binding. The transcript is spliced from 6 exons. Gene Ontology annotation, cellular component: cytosol. Gene Ontology annotation, biological process: cellular response to tumor necrosis factor.